Amphibalanus amphitrite is the source of this 3559-nucleotide messenger RNA. RefSeq names its product alpha-actinin, sarcomeric (gene Actn). The transcript is spliced from 14 exons. Lineage: Eukaryota; Metazoa; Arthropoda; Thecostraca; Balanomorpha; Balanidae. Gene Ontology annotation, biological process: actin cytoskeleton organization; muscle cell development. Gene Ontology annotation, molecular function: actin filament binding; calcium ion binding. The record is from RefSeq and is a predicted model, not a curated record. Gene Ontology annotation, cellular component: plasma membrane; cortical actin cytoskeleton; Z disc. The coding region runs from base 115 to 2793 and encodes 892 amino acids.
GGCAAACAACGACGAGCCGAGUCCGCUUGCCUGGCGCCGCCGAUGCGGGUGGGGGUGUGUGUGCCGGUCCCUUGUUGAUUGCGAGUGCUGCGUACAUAUAGCUAGGUAACAAAGAUGAUGAUGUACAACGAGGACGAGAAUGGAUACAUGGAACAAGAAGACGAAUGGGAGAGGGAGGGACUGCUGGAUCCUGCUUGGGAAAAGCAGCAAAAAAAGACCUUCACGGCCUGGUGCAACUCUCACCUGCGGAAGGCCGGCACCUCCAUCGAAAACAUCGAGGAGGACUUCCGUAAUGGCCUGAAGCUGAUGCUGCUGCUGGAGGUCAUCUCCGGCGAGACCCUCUCCAAGCCCGACCGCGGCAAGAUGCGCUUCCACAAGAUCGCCAACGUCAACAAGGCACUGGACUUCAUCGCCAGCAAGGGCGUCAAGCUGGUCUCCAUUGGCGCCGAGGAGAUCGUCGACGGCAACCUGAAGAUGACGCUGGGCAUGAUCUGGACCAUCAUCCUGCGGUUCGCCAUCCAAGACAUCUCUGUGGAGGAGAUGACCGCCAAGGAGGGCCUGCUGCUCUGGUGUCAGCGCAAGACGGCGCCCUACAAGAACGUGAACGUGCAGAACUUCCACACCAGCUUCAAGGACGGUCUGGCGUUCUGCGCGCUCAUCCACCGGCACCGGCCCGACCUCAUCGACUACAACAAACUCUCCAAGGACAACCCGAUGGAGAACCUGAUGACCGCCUUCGACGUGGCCGAGAAGCACCUCGACAUCCCUAAGAUGCUGGACCCGGAAGACCUUAUCAACACGCCCAAACCCGACGAACGGGCCAUCAUGACCUACGUCUCCUGCUACUAUCACGCCUUCCAGGGCGCUCAGCAGGCGGAGACGGCUUCGAACCGCAUCUGCAAGGUGCUCAAGGUGAACCAGGACAACGAACGACUUAUGGAGGAGUAUGAACGACUGGCGACCGACUUGCUGGAGUGGAUCCGCCGCACGCUGCCAUGGCUCGAGUCGCGUCAGACCGACAACUCGCUGGCUGGCGUGCAGAAGAAGCUCGACGAGUACCGCAACUACCGGCGCAAGCACAAGCCGCCCCGUGUCGAACAGAAGGCCAAGUUGGAGACCAACUUCAACACGCUGCAGACCAAGCUGCGUCUCUCCAAUCGGCCCGCCUACCUGCCCACCGAGGGCAAAACUGUCGGCGACGUGGCUAACGCCUGGAAGCGCCUAGAGGGCUCCGAGAAGACGUUCGAGGAGUGGCUGCUCACCGAGGUGAUGAGGCUGGAGAGAAUAGACCAUCUGGCCAAGAAGUUCAACCACAAGUCUGACAUCCACGAGGAAUGGACUCGCGGCAAGGAGGAGAUGCUCCAGAGCCAGGACUUCCGCAACUGCAAGCUCAACGACCUCAAGGCUCUGAAGAAGAAGCACGAGGCGUUCGAGUCGGACCUGGCCGCCCACCAGGAGCGUGUCGAGCAGAUCGCCGCCAUCGCGCAGGAGCUCAACACGCUCGACUACCACGACGCGGCCACCAUUAACGCGCGCUGCCAGCGCAUCUGCGACCAGUGGGACCGACUGGGAGCGUUCACCACCCAGCGGCGCACCCAGCUGGACGAGACCGAGCGGCUGCUCGAGAAACUCGACCAGCUCCACCUCGAGUUCGCCAAGCGCGCAGCGCCGUUCAACAACUGGCUGGAUGGCGCCCGCGAGGACCUGGUGGAUAUGUUCAUCGUGCACACUAUGGAGGAGAUCCAGGGCCUGAUCGAGGCGCACGAGCAGUUCAAGGCGACCCUCGGCGAGGCCGAUAAGGAGUACAACUCUGUGGUCAACCUGGUCAAGGAGGUGGAGAUGCUGGCGCGCCAGUACCAGAUUCCCGGAGGACUAGAGAACCCCUACACCAGCCUGACGGCCAACGUACUGACCCAGAAGUGGUCGGAUGUGCGCCAGUCGCUGGUCCCUCAGCGCGACCAGACGCUCCAGAACGAGAUGCGUCGCCAGCAGAACAACGAGGCGCUGCGGCGCCAGUUCGCCGAGAAGGCCAACCAGGUCGGGCCGUGGAUCGAGCAACAGAUGGCCGCUGUGGCCGCCAUCGGCAUGGGCGGCACCGGCGCGCUCGAGGACCAGCUCAUCAAGCUGAAAAACUACGAGCAGGCCGUGUACGCGUACAAGCCGCAGAUCGACGAGCUGGAGCGUAUCCACCAGUCGAUCCAGGAGGGGAUGAUCUUCGAGAACCGCUACACGCACUACACGAUGGAGGCGCUGCGCAUUGGCUGGGAGCACCUGCUGACAUCCAUCAACAGAAACAUCAACGAGGUUGAGAACCAGAUCCUGACGCGCGACAGCAAGGGCAUCAGCCAGGAGCAGCUCAAUGAGUACCGCGCCUCGUUCAACCACUUCGACAAGACGCGCACGGGCCGCCUCAACUGGGACGAAUUCAAGAGCUGCCUCAUCUCUGUGGGCUACAGUCUGGGCAAGGACCGCCAGGGCGACCUGGACUUCCAGCGCAUCCUGGCUGUGGUGGACCCCAACAACACGCAUCAGGUGCCGUUCGACGCCUUCCUCGACUUCAUGACGAGAGAGUCGACAGACAUGGACACCGCCGAACAGGUGAUAGACUCGUUCCGCAUCCUGGCCGCCGACAAGCCGUACAUCCUGCCGGAGGAGCUGCGCCGUGAGCUGCCGCCCGACCAGGCCGAGUACUGCAUCCAGAGGAUGGCGCCCUACGCGGGACCCAACGCGGCGCCCGGCGCCCUCGACUACCUGUCCUUCUCGACGGCGCUCUACGGCGAGUCGGACCUGUAGGCGGCCGCGGCGCCCGCGGAGACGACCCACCCACACACAGAGGCCAAGGAGCCCAGUGCCAGUGAGCGCGCGCGCCGCGCGGGGGGCGCGCGUCCGUCGGCUGGCCGCAGCGCGAUGGGGUAAGACCGGCCACCGCCGCCGCCAACACCGGCGGCCGGCGAGCGGGCCCGCUCGACGCCGAAAACACCCGGCGAGCAGCUGUGUCUUGCCUUAGUUCAUCGUAUCAAUACGUCUAGUCUUUGUUGAUUGGUCAAUGUGUACAUUGGAUGUUUUGUAAAUAACUCGAGAUAAUCCGGGCCCGGUGUGUCGGCGGCACGCCGCGGUGGGCCGCCCGGCGGCCGCGCCGCGCCGCGAGGGGCUGCCGGCGGCGCAGUGCCGUCCGCUCAGCCGGCAGGGGCCGCCCGGAGGGGCCCAGUCGCGCGCGCGCGCGCGCCCGGCCGGCCGGCGCCCGCCGCCGCCGCCGACGCCCGCGCCCUCCACCCGAGUUGUGUUGCCUCCUCCAGUCUUCUACACCUGCCGGCGGCCCAGGGAGCCGGGUGCCCCGGCCCCGGCGGCGCCCCCGGCCCGGCGCCCCGGACACCGGGCGGCGCCGCCGGCCGGCCCGGCUGCGCCCCAGAUUCGGCCUCGGCGGCCGCUGCCAGCCCGUGCUAUGCUCGGUGGAUCGGUGCAUGCACGCGCGAGAGAGGGAUAGAAAGACAAAGUGUGUGACUGAGAGACUUGUGAGCCGCGGCUGCCGGUGGCCAAUACAUUUUUAUCGAGUCUGAAA